Molecule: messenger RNA, 561 nt
Organism: Fusarium musae
Lineage: Eukaryota; Fungi; Ascomycota; Sordariomycetes; Hypocreales; Nectriaceae
Exons: 1
Coding region: 1-561 (186 amino acids)
Biological process (GO): chorismate metabolic process
Source: RefSeq, a predicted model, not a curated record
AUGCUCUCAACAUCCCCUCUAUACAUUGGCCUCGCGCUCUGCAUAGCUGCAGCAACAAGCUCCUGCCACCCAUCCUCCGCGAAACUCAUAAGAUGCAUUGAGAAGCCAUCCAUCAACGCCACCGCGGAUAACUACCCGGGCUCUGCUUCAUCAGCUCACAGCACAACAUAUCCAUACAACGUCACCUGUCUCAACCAUGUUCCUGUUGCAGCAUCAGCUUGCAAGUCCACUGAACCUGACGAAGCUCUGGCAUGUGCGCGCAAAUUCAUCGAUGCCAUCGACGAGCAGAUCAGCUUUCUGUACGCGCGCCGUCUUGGUUAUGCUGCAGUCGCAGGAGCAGCCAAGUUCAACAAUGGCACGGCUUUGAACGAUCCCACCAGGAACCAAGCUGUUGCUACCGGAAUAGCUGCCAGGGUUCUCAAGUACGGAGGCAGCGAGGAGACUGGCAGGAUUAUGGGAGGUGAAGGAUGUCAGAUCUAUGCUAGUCUUGAGUUUGAGGCUCAGCAGAUUCGGAAAUGUGGUGGAAAGCUGAACGAGACCUUCGAGAGGGUCUGCAAGUAA